CUACUACAUACUAUCUACAACCUAUUCACUUAACUAUACAAAUACAGCCGUUUACUUAGAGACCUUAUACCAUCUCAAGAAACUAUAUCAAACACACAUAACAACGAUGGCAUCCAGAAUGCUCUUCAGAUCAGCCGCCACCAUUGCUACAGGUAGGCAAGCAGUAGCACAACGGACCUUCACCACCAGCUCCGCAAACCUAGCCUACAAGGAGAGCAGCCACGGAUCCGAAGCAUUCGACCCCGAAAAGCACAAGCAGGAUCUGCUAGCGAAGCACAAGGAAGGCAAGGGCCACUGGAAGCCCGAGCUGGCAUCAGAUAGCGAGGAAGCCGUAAAGGCGGACCGGCACGGCGGCAGCGGCAAGGAGGACAUCACGACCCUACAGGAGCGCACCAAGCGUGCUGCGGAAGAGACUAGCAAGGCUGGUACCAGCAUGCGCGACGGGUUUCGACUUGAUGGAUAAGGACGGCGCGGGCCCGACGAAGUAAUACGGGUGGAUGAGUGGAAUGGAGAUGAUGGAGACGAUGGCUUUGUUCGGUUGUUAUGGUAGGCGGCUUUAUUGAGGACUCAUUCAAUUUGUAUUGUACGAUAAGAAGUGAAUAUGGACUCAGGGUCUAUGGGUUAACUGAAGCAUCUAGUAUACAUGCUUGGCUAUCGUUCUUCGCCAAUGUGCAACCUAUGAAUCUUCGCCUAUAGCUAGAAUGGAAUGUA
Messenger RNA from Daldinia vernicosa, 711 nucleotides. RefSeq lists its product as uncharacterized. The coding region runs from base 107 to 463 and encodes 118 amino acids. The transcript is spliced from 3 exons. NCBI's taxonomy places the organism in Eukaryota, Fungi, Ascomycota, Sordariomycetes, Xylariales, Hypoxylaceae. The record is from RefSeq and is a predicted model, not a curated record.